Molecule: messenger RNA, 5558 nt
Organism: Phlebotomus argentipes
Lineage: Eukaryota; Metazoa; Arthropoda; Insecta; Diptera; Psychodidae
Product: monocarboxylate transporter 14
Exons: 10
Coding region: 996-3458 (820 amino acids)
Biological process (GO): transmembrane transport; monocarboxylic acid transport
Molecular function (GO): monocarboxylic acid transmembrane transporter activity
Source: RefSeq, a predicted model, not a curated record
CUUCUUUGGCUAAUCUUUUGCACAAGUCUCCUUUCACGUGUGCCAAGAUGAAAAUGGUGUGUUUGUAAUUUGCAGACAAACACCAUGAGAGGCGUAUUUAAUUUUGGGAUUUAUUAGCAGAUCUUUUUUUCUGGCUUUUCUCUUACACUCCUGCCAAAUAUUUGCUGUCUGAUUGACGUAGGAGUAUUUGCUGGUUUCUUUGCAAAAAGAGCCAGAGUGUGCGAAUGCUGAGAUGAUUUUCUUUGGAGUUCAGUUUUUUUUUUGAUUUUCUGACCUUCGGAAGUCACUCAAAAGGAGCAUACUUGUAACUUCCCAUUCAGAGAUUCCCAGUGAAAAUGGAGGAAUUGAUCCUUGAGCUUUUCAAUUGCACAAAUUGCAUGCGAUUCACCGCUGAGAAGUGUAUUUCUAUGUGAGGGAAAAAUGCUCUGCACAUCAAUAGGAAAACAUUGUGUGAAAAUAUCUUUUGCGAAAAAGAUGUCAUCUUGUUGGCAUUUUGCAAUAUGAAUAUUUUGUUGUGCACAGCAUGGAAAUCUCUCUGUGUGGGAUGGCAAAGAGGGAGAAAUGUAAAAAAAAAAUGCAAAAAUAUAGAAGCAAGACGAACGCACUUCACCAACGUGAUAUUAUUUGCAUAAUUGCUUUGGAAUGAGAAGAAGAAAAAUGUACAAUAUUGCGACCAAGUGGAAUAUCUCAGCGAAAGUAUUGCACGUUGAAGUUAUUAAGAAAAUAAAUAAAAAUGAAAGGGUUUAUCAUGAAGAAUAUGCUUUGCCACUUUAUCACUGUGUACUUGUUUACGCAAAUUCCUUUUCAGCUAUUUGAAUAUGCACAACUCUUCCACACUAAUCUGAUUAUUAUUUUCUGUGGAGUUUCCCGCGGAAGGUCAAGUUUUCAGUGAAUUGCGAGCAGUGUGACGCGUAAAAAAAGAGGUUCAAAGACAAUAAUUUUUAUUCAUAUUUCCUCGUGUGCUGAAAGUGCUGGGAAAAGAAUAUUCGCAUGAAAUGUCUUCGAUCAAUCUGCAGAGAGUUUCAAGUGGAAAAUCAAUUAACAAGCGUGUACGAAAAAUAAGUCGGACGGACAGCGAGGUGGCGUGCGAAGAGGCGGCGAGACUCACGGCGGAGCUGCAAGAAGACGCUGCAUCACCUGAAGAUGAGGAGUCCUGCGAGUACCACGACUUGCCGCCGCCUCCCGACGGAGGCUACGGCUGGGUCAUCGUGUUCGCCUCCUUUAUGUGCAACAUGAUUGUCGACGGCAUCGCCUACACCUUUGGCGUCUUCCUCGGCGAAUUCGUGUCGCACUUCAACGAGGGAAAGGGCAAGGUGGCAUGGGUCGGAAGUUUACUCAGUGGCGUCUAUCUCAGUGCUGGUCCCAUCGUGUCUGCCCUGGCUAAUAAAUACGGCUGUCGAACGGUGUGCAUCGCUGGAAGUAUCAUUGCGUGCGUGGCUUUCGUUCUCAGCACCUUCAGCACCUCGGUUACCAUGCUUAUGCUCACGUAUGGCGUGAUGGGAGGUUUUGGCUUUGGCAUGAUCUAUCUGCCGGCCGUUGUUGCUGUGGGCUACUAUUUUGAGACGAAGAGAUCUCUGGCGACGGGAAUUGCUGUGUGCGGAUCGGGCUUCGGUACCUUUGCUUUUGCUCCACUGGCGACAUAUCUGCUGGAGUACAUGGACUGGAAGAAUGCCAACUUCAUCCUGGCGGGCUUGAUUCUCAACUGUGCGGUGUUCGGGGCGCUGAUGCGACCGCUGGAGUAUCCGAAGAAGAAGCGGAUGAAGCCACUGAUGCAGCGCAUGUACGAGGAGAAGCGUCUGCAGCUGGAGAGAGGAUCGAUUGGCGGCUCGUACUUCAUGGUGCAACUGCCGGACGGCACGAUGGAGAAGCGGAUGAAGCUGCCGCUGAACACUGAACCGGGCGUGCACAGCAGCUUGGCGCUGGAUCAGCUGGCGGCAGCGGCUCAGGGUGGUCUCCAUCCGGUGGCCACUCUGCCCACCAUCAGCGAAUCCAAGGUGGCGGACCACGCGGACGCAGCAGCCGAACCGGCCAAGGAAGCGGCGGCAGAAGUGAAGCCCAAGCGGAGACCUCAUCGAGUGUCAGAAUCUGAUGGACAGCCGGAAACACCGACGAAGAAUAUGCCGCGCAACGCUUCCCAACCCGCUUUCUCCACCCAGGCUCAAGGCAUCCCCAAGAAUGGCUCCGUCCCCACGUUCGAUCGCAUCCGCAAGACGUCGCAGGGUGAGCGCUUCAAGCCAUCCUUGGCCGCGAUAAAGGCCGGCUCGCGCGGCGACAUGGGUAGCAACAAUGGCGAAGUACGUAAGAACACACAAUUAAAGCUGUCGGCAAGCUCAGUUACCGGAAGCAGACCAAACAAUACAGACGACAGUGAUGGCGAAAUGGUUUACACCUCGAAGAGCUCUCUUCGGGAGCGCCCGGCAAUUGUGCGCCCAAUGUCGCGCAAGGACAUCUUCUACUCUGGCUCUGUGACCAACUUGCGUGAGUUCCAGUCGCAAAAGUCCCUCUCGCACUACCGCAACUCCGUCAUCUCGCUGCCCAAGUACGAGAAAGCCAGCCGCGUUGACGUCCGCGAUGGUGGUGAGGAUAUUGAGCGUGGCGAAAAAUACGACUUGUGUCCCUGCCUGGUGCUGCCCGACUCCUUCAAGUCGGCUCUGGCCACGAUGCUGGACGUGAGUCUGCUCAAGGACCCCGUCUUCAUGAUGAUCGGAAUCUCAAACGUGUUCGGCAUGGCGGGACUUUAUGUGCCAUUUGUGUAUCUCGUGGACGCUGCUGUUCUCUCGGGCAUCAACCAGAGCUCCGCCUCCUUCCUCCUGUCCAUCAUCGGCAUUACCAACACGUUCGGUCGUGUGAUUUGCGGCUACGUUGCUGACUUCCCCAGAGUUGACUCUCUUCUGCUGAACAACAUGUGUCUCGUUGUCUCCACCAUUUCUGUCGCCUUGACGCCCUUCUGCAAAUCAUACGAAGCUUACGUGGCCAUGGCGAUCUUCUUCGGCAUUGCUGUGUCUGGUUACAUUUCCCUCACUUCCAUCCUUCUUGUCGAUCUGCUGGGCCUGGACAAGUUGACCAACGCCUUUGGCUUGCUGAUCCUCUUCAGAGGCGCUGCCGCUAUCAUUGGAUCUCCUUUGGCUGGCGCUGUCUAUGACGCCACUCAAACCUACGAUAUUCCCUUCUACAUAGCCGGAUUCUUCUUCCUCAUUUCCACCAUCACCAGCUUUAUGGCGCCGCUGAUGAAAAGAUGCGUCAAAUCCACCGAAAUUCCCGCUUAUCCCGAGGAAGCACUCACGCCAAUUGACGAAGAACCCGCUGAAGAUCUGGCCGAUGACGAUCAGCCCAUCACGAUGGUGCCCAAGAUUGUGCACACGGCUCCGUCUCCAUCCACCGAGCAGCCACAGAGCGUCGCCACGAAGCCCCCGCAGAAUGUGGACAAGGAGGUGAAUCAGCGCGAGUCAGUUCUCUGAAGACCAUUCAGCUACUCGCACUACAGACGCUUCCUGCGUCAGCAGAAAAAGUUCUUUUAGGCACAUUGACAUAUUGUAGGCUGAAUGAUUUUUAUUCUUCUCUAUUGGAAACCUUCUAAUAAUGAUUUUUCUCCGAUGUAAAUACUAUUGCUAAUCCCACGAGAAAGAGAGAGAGAGAGAGAUUGUGUGUAGAAGGUGACAGAGAGAUUUUAUUAGGAUGUAUUUGUCAUAGGGAAACGAAAGGACGCGAAGGAGUGCAUGUUUUAGGGAAGACGAGAAGAGACGAUUCACAGUGGUGAAUGAAUAAUAUAGGAGAAUUUAGGCAUGCGAUCAUAUUACUUGAUACUUUAUCUAAUGAGAGAAAAGAAAAUUGUGUGAAAAUCACACAGAAAUUCGUUCAAAUUACUUUCUAGUUAGAUUGAUGAGAGUGUUUAUAUAUUUAAAUUUAAUUAUUUCCUUGUAUAUCAUAUCAUUUUAAGACGAGAAACAGUGUUAAUUUGUACAGUUGGAGAUAAAUCAAAUGCGACAAAUGUGGACGAUCAAGUUGUAUUGAAUUGUAUUGUAUAGCAUUGUUAGGCGAGAGCGCGCUCAGAUGUGGCGAGAGAAUUAUUGUGAGAAUGAGAGAAAAUUUAUUAACUUUUAAUUGCAAACACUGUGAUAUAACUCAGUGAGUUAGAAAUGAUGCAACAUUUUAGCUUGUGCUCAACAUCAAUGCAGAGAGUGACACUCGUUCACAAAUUUUUGAAUAAUUCGAGAGAGCAAAUUACUAUCUUGGCUCUCGAAAUUUUCUUUGAAAUAACAACAACAACAAAAAAGGUGAGAAAGAAGAGAUUUUAGAUAAUAAAACACCAUAAGCAAGAGAGAUUUGUAAAAAUAACAAAUAAAUCAAUUGAAAAAUAUAACAUAAUAAUAAUAAUCAACUAUUUAGAGAGGAAGAGAAGAAGAGAUACGAUUUUUUUCUUUCUUGUACAGAAACAACAAAAGCACACUCUAUCAAGUGAUUUUCCAACGGAUUGAGCUGGAAAAUCAACUCAUCAUUCCAUAGAUAGAUGGGUAAAAUAAUAAAAUAAAUGUAUCGACGUUGAGAGAAAUGGUUUAAGAAAGAUGAAAGAAUAUUUUGAGUGAAGAAACAUUUAUUUUUCUACAAUAUAAUGUGGUGAAAAUAAGUUUAAAAGCUGAGCUUUUUUGGAAUCUUCUGAUGAAAGAUUAUUGCAAAUUGUAACAUUUUCCGAUGAGAGAGAGAAGGCUUAUAAAAAUUCAAAAUUCACACCAUAAGGCAAAAAAAAAGAAAAUACUUAUGAAGUGCUUAAGAUUACCUCUAACACUGAUUCAAUGUACUUUUUCCUUGCCAUCCACUGUGGUGAGCGAACUGUCUCACUUUUGCUAUCAACAAACAAAACCUUAACAAACAUUAUAUAGUGAAAAAAAACAUAGAGAAAACACAUAGCUAACUAUAAAAUAUAUAAAUGGCAAAAAGAAUAUAUAGAUGGAAAAAAUAACUUUAAAAAAAACUAUCAAGCAUAAAAAAUAGCCAUAUUAUCGAUGUGUAAAUGUUGACAAUGGAGAGAAGAUGAAAGCAUUGCUGAGAAGAGAGUGUUUGAGCAUUGAAAUGCCUCAAUGAUUGCUGAGUAGAUGCAAGAAAGCUGUCGUAAAAAAAAUCAGUGUAAUAAUUGUAAUUUAUUCCAUCGCACGACUGACGAUGAAUGCAAUGAGAGCGACGCUGUCUUAAGUGCUUUUUCUCUCUGAGGCAAUUGAGCCCAAAUAGAACUAAGAAAAGAAAACUACCCUCAACUCUCAAGAGCUUAAGAACCACCCCUUUUUCCUCAAUGUUUGCAAUAGAUAUUAAGUGGAUAAAUUGUCAAAUGGCAAAUGUUUUAGAUGCUUGUGAAAGAGAUUAGCUCACCUCUGGAAUUAAAUGUACUUUCGGGCGCCUCAUUGACUCAAUAUUCAUCGUUAAACACCUGUCAUGAAGCGAUAGAAGCGGUAAAAGGAUUUCCCAAGGGAUUUCCCUAUAUUUAUUUCUUUCUGUUGUUGCAUGACAGAUGCUGAAGUGCGAUGUUGAAGAAGAAAAAAAAAUAAACAUUUGGUGUCAAUUAAACA